UUGUGCAAAUCUUAAGGGUCGAGUCGGAGUUCUCGACUGUAACUGUUCAAUCUUAUUGAAAUAUUUAGCUCCUUGUAUGAUUUUGUGCAAUAAUUUGAAGUAUAUCGUCCGCUGACGCAAUUUACAUUAACAGAAGAACAAUGAAGCUCUGGGAUUGCUGUGACCAGGGUAACUUUAAUGAAUAUCUGACCAUGAACUGAUGACUGAAUGAAUAGCUGAUUUAUAACAGCUGUGCCAAAUUGAAUGACCAUGAGUACUACCAAUGCUGAUGUUAAUGGAGAGGAACGGGAGUUCCCUGUGAACCCACUAUGCUUUGUAUGUGGUCAGCAGCAUUGGACACGAGAGAACCAUCUGUACAAUUACCAACAUGAAAUGGAUGAUGACCUUGUCUGCCAUAUUUGUCUCCAGCCAUUACUGCAGCCAAUGGAUACACCCUGUGGACAUACGUUUUGCUACAAGUGCCUCCAAGACUUUUUGAGACAGAAGGACUUUUGCCCGUUAGAUCGCAAACGGCUUCACUUCAAAUUCUGCAAAAAAUCCAGCAUUCUUGUUCACAAACUUCUAGAUAAACAGCUGGUAUCCUGUCCCUUUGAAAGUGAUUGUCAAGAAGUAAUGCAGCGUGGUGACUUGGAAGCACAUCUUAAAUACAGGUGUUUGGGAGCUUCCAACCAUAGGGCUGCCGUAGAGGUUUGCAAGUCUUGCCGGCCAAGUGGAUCGGAGAAUGAAAGUGGCUGCAAGUUUUCUGUGGGAGGCCAAGAGGAUCAUCCCCCUUCAGAUGCUGACCAGUUACAGAUUCAAGUGGCAACUCUGGGUUGCAGCAGUUUUGCUUCACCAGCAUCAACAUGUCCAGAUGAAUCUGACCAAGAUAACCUUGCUUCUGAAGAAAACACUGAGGAAAACACUCUAUCAAAGCAACCUGGUUUGGCUGAAGGAGAGAUUACUGGUAUUGAACUUCACAGGGCUGAUCCCAAUAUGGAACUAGGCCUGAGCAUUGUAGGUGGGAUUGAAACUCCAUUGAUUAAUAUUGUAAUUCAGGAAGUUUAUCGAGAUGGCAUUGUUGCAAAAGAUGGAAGGCUUCUUUCUGGUGACCAAAUAUUACAGGUUAAUGGUGUCGAUAUCAGCAAUGUACCUCACAACUAUGCCAGGGCUGUAUUUACACAACCCUACUCUACUCUACAUCUAAUAGUUCUGCGAGAAAGACGAUUUAGUGGAUUAACACACUUUAACCCUGAUGGCAGCUCUAUUCGAGAAGAUGGAUUUCAUGUGACUCUGCUUAAAAGAGAAUCUAGUGAGCAACUUGGUAUUAAGUUGGUUCGUAGACUGGAUGAGACAGGCAUCUUCAUCCUGGACCUUCUGGAAGGUGGAUUGGCUGCUCAGGAUGGGAGAUUGUGCAGCAAUGAUCGGGUGCUUGCAAUAAAUGGCCAUGAUCUAAAGCACGGAACACCUGAACUUGCUGCUCAAAUUAUCCAGAACAGUGGUGAGAGAGUUCAUUUCGUAAUCUCUAGAACAACAAAACAGCAGUUCUCAAAUGUUAUUCGAGAAAAGGGAUCACAUACAAGUAGUCAUCAACAUUCUACCCAGUUAACACAGCUCAUGCCCCAUAACAAAUCUAAUCUGCACAAGGUCCUGUCACAAUGUGUUACUUGUCAAGAAAAAGAAAUCACUAUAAAGAAAGAUUCUCAUGAAUCUUUAGGAAUGACUGUAGCUGGUGGACGGGGCAGCAAAAAUGGUGAACUGCCAAUCUUUGUCACCAGUGUCCAGCCACAUGGCUGCCUCUGCAGAGAAGGGCGGAUCAAACGUGGGGAUGUACUACUGAGUAUCAAUGGUUCAGAUCUGACCUGCCUAAGUCAUAGUGAAGCAGUAGCGACAUUGAAAGCUAGUGCUAACUCCCCAGUUGUAAUACUGAAAGCACUGGAAGUACAGACAACAGAUGAGCAGAGUCAAGCUGCAGACGAGCAUCAGAGCUCAAACAACGAGAAUGAUGUGGAUGCCAGCUGGUCACCAUCAUGGGUUAUGUGGCUAGGAUUGCCAAGCUCCCUUCAUAUCAGCCAUGAUAUUGUUCUACAGAGGAGUAAUUCAGGAAACUGGGGCUUUAGUAUUGUUGGAGGUUAUGAAGAAAAUCACUGUAAUCAGCCCUUUUUUAUCAAAACAAUUGUGUUUGGCACACCAGCUUAUUAUGAUGGAAGACUGAAGUGUGGUGAUAUGAUUGUCGCAGUGAAUGGACUCUCAACAGCAGGCAUGAGCCAUUCUGCACUUGUCCCAAUGUUGAAAGAACAACGAAACAAAGUAACGUUAACAGUCGUAUCAUGGCCUGGAAGCCUUAUUUAAAUCAAACUAAGCAAUUGCAAAUCAUGCCUUCUACCAGACCUUUAGAUUCAAAUACAAAAGAAAUUCACUGAGCAUUUUAAUCAAUCAGCAACCAGAAAGAUAUAAAUCUCAAAUGUUCUGUUCUGUAAAUGUUUUGAAUACAGUGGAUUCCGGUUAAUUGUGACACAUCAGGACCAGUACAUUUUGGCCAAAUUAAGCAGCUGCUUCAAUUAGCCGAAGUUUCAUGGAUUAAAAAAGGUAUAAAAAGAUAAACUAUCCUUCAAUUGAGUAACAAAUAAUGUAUUUAAAUAAAAUACAGAACAAAUUAGAAUACUAACAAUACUGCUACAGUACUAUAAAACUGUAUAUUCGUUCCUAAUUGUUAUCAAUGGAUCUGUAGAUAAUGGACAAUGUGAUCGCCAGUUUCAUCCUUCAAAUCUUCAUUUUCAUUGGAACAUUCAAGAUGAUUGUCAAUACCUUCAAAUUCUUCAUAGUUACUAACUUGUUGAAGUAGCGAAAGCAUUUCAUUUUUCACUUCCAGUCGCUUCUGGCAUCUCCAAGCCUGAAUGCUUGAAAUCACAGUGAGCAAAACCGUUCUGAAUUAUCUUGCUGUUUAUUUCUCACCAACUAUCAGUGACAAAGGUCACUUCUUUUAGAACAUAAGUGCACACAACUGAUGCUAUUUAAGAACUUUGUUCUAAGCAUGGUGUUGUGUCUAACAGCCACACAAGUGCACGCAUCUGACGCUAGUUGAAAACUGCUCGGCAACAGUCCCUUGCCCUAAUAAAUGGCACAGUGUCCCAAGUAAAUGAAGGGAAUCCUGGCUAUUUUCUGGAUGGCACAAUUGGUCAGAAUCAAUUGUUUACUAACAUUUGAUAUAAUCAUAUAACAUCAAUUAUAACUAACAUUAUAAAUUCAACUAUAUGAUCAGAAUAUCUCAUUGUGAUUUUAAAUCAGUAUUCUUAUUUCAUGGAAUUUAAAAAUACACCAGUUCAAGAUGAUCAAAAAUUACAUAAUUAGAUAUAUAUGUAACAUAUCUUAAAAGCCUUAACAGAUAAAUUUCUGACAGUUACAGUAGUCCAAGCCUUGUGACUUUUGAACCUCAUGCUACCAUGAAUGUAGCUUCAAUGUGAAAUAAGUACUAGAAAUAGAAUAUAGCUAGUGUUAUGAUCCAUUUUGAUGAAUUAUUGCACAAGCUCAUUAAUAUGGGUAUACUUAAGUUUUACUUUGAUGUAUUUUGUUGAAGGAUAGUAGUUAGUAAUACUUGCAUCAUGGGGAAAUAUUAACUUCCAAAACUUUGCAAUAUUAGAUGGGAAUAAAACAUAAUAAAUUAAAAUAUUCAAAUAUAUAUGUGUACAAUGAUCCAAUUUAACAGUUAACAUAAUCAUUUUAGAAGUUCAAGCCGUGAAUUUUCUGUCAAAUUGAGACUGCCUAUUUUAAUCUAUGAGUUAAUGUUUUCUAUUUUAACUGAGUUUUUAAGGGUUUUCCUGGUUUAUUUUUUAAUCUCCUUAUAGCAGUUGCAUUAAUGAUUUACUGAUUUAUUGAAAGAUUUUACAAAAAUUAUAAUCAAAUAAAAAUUUCUGAGACUAUCAGUAAUAUAAAACAGGCUUUUGUUACAUAUGCACUUUCAUAUGAUUACAUGAACUUUAUACAUAAAAACAUUUUAAAAGCAUUCUUGCAAAAUGAAACAAUAAAAUUUUGGAAAUGCAUGUGGGCAGUCGGCACUUAAAAAAACUGAUGUUUCUCACCCUUUUACUGAAGUCUUUAAAAAAAAAUUACACACUAAACUAGUCACCCACUCCUGUCCCUCAUUUCCAUAAUGAAGAUUUGUUUGACUAUUUACAAAACUUCAUUUUUAUUUUCAAUUUCCUUCAUUCAUGUUUUUAUAUCCUUCAUAUCUAAGAUAAGACAGUUAUUGUAUUUCUUUCUGUAGCUUAAGUAAAGUUAAUGAUUGAAAGCAUUACACGACUCUCACUAUUUCUUAUAUUCAGGGCAUAAAGUUAAUUGAGAGCCACUUAUAAACAAUACCUUUGGAUAUGUUAAGAUUUUAGUAUACUUCAAAUAUUCACUGAUGUAAUGCUGGUACAAAUAAGAUCUGUCACCACUAAUUUGCACUUUUUACCGAGUUCAUCAUUAAAGCAGUAAAUUGCAAGACAGGAGAGCCCUUUAAUAGUACUGAAGAAAUCUAAGAGUUAUUAAUACACCUCGGGUAUUAGGAAAACCAAUUCAUAUCAUUAAUGCUUGGAUUAAGUGCUAUAAUAAGCUUUUAGAAAAAGAAAGUAAGUGUCAGACACAGCUGUGACUACACUUUGGGGGAAAAAAUGAACCAGGAAAGAGAUAUUAAAUUGCGAGGUAAAUUUACAAGUUGGCUUUCAAUUGCAAAUAAUGUAGGAAGAAAUGGAUAGUCAAAAGGAAAUAUCUCUAAAUGGUUGAGGCUAGGUAUUUUGUGAAGACCUCAAAUAGGUAAGUUAAUACUUUGUGUAUUUAUUUAUUUUUAAAUGAUACAGCGCAGAGUAGGCCCUUCCAACCCUUUGAGCCACACUGCCUCAGUAACACCGCACCCCCCCCCCCCCCAGACAACCCCAAUCAAACCUAUCCUAAUCGCAGGACUGUCAACCUAUGAUCAAUUAACCUACCCUAUAUGUCUUUGGACUAUGGAAGGGAUGGACCAUGCAGGGAAAAUGCAUGCAUUCCAUGGGAAGGACACACAAGGACUCCUUACAUACAGCACUGGAAUUGAACUCCGACCUCUAAUGCCCCAAACUGGAACAGCGUCCUACUGACCACUAUGCUACCAUGGGGCAGGGUAAAGAGAGAAAAAAAUUAAUGUGAACUAUGAAAUGGGAGUGGUUAGUGAAUGAGAAAACAAAAACCAUUCUAUCUUCUAAUUAAUCCAAAACGAUUGAAGAUUAUUUAAUAGCCCAAGAACAUACAGUAUCCCAGCCUAACUCACUAGUUCUAUGGCAAGAGCAGGCUGUCAGAAUUUUGAAUUUGAAUUUUUCUAAGAAUUUAACUGUUUAAGCAGUGACGGUGUGAUAUUGUACACCACCUAGAUAUUUUGUAAAGUUAUGUUUGAAUUAAUUCAGUGCAACAGGAAAUGGGGGCUCCUGCCCACUCCCGACAUGCAGAGGAGCCAGAACAGAUGGCAAUGCAUGCUUACAAAUAUGCAUGGUGAUGCUGGGAUUAUUUAAAAAGUACAGAUAACACUUUUACCUAGGCCUGCCAAAUAGACAGUGAUCUGAAAGUGGUACCUAAAGAAGGAGGUUUGAAUUGAGAUUUCAAACAAAUGCACCAAGUUUAUGGUUAACACUGGUUUGAGCUAUGACUAAUUCUAGUCUAAAAUUCUCAUUAAAAAACCUACAAAUAACAUUCAUAUCUGAUGAGCAAAAAUUUCUUUUAUGCAUUGGAAACCUAGCUGACUUGGUCUUUCUCAAAAUGUUGAAAUUUGAAUUUUAACUCACUAUAUAAACCAUCUAGAGUAGAAGCUUUUAACAUUUUUUUCCCCAACAUGCCAAUUUGGAGGGGCUCAGCCUUAAUUAAUUCAAUAUUUGCUACCCAGAGCAGUAGUUGGUUCAUGAAGUCCAACAUUUUUAACUGUAGUAUUGUGGGUAAUUCAGCUGUGCACGGAGAGAGGUGCAGAGUGCAAGGGCUAAAGUAAGUAGAAUAGGCAUAUGUUCCUGCAGCCUAAAUCCAAAAUGGUGGCAGAGUCAAGGAUGUCACAACACAAUUGACUUUUCUAAAGAAAGACUCAAAUAGCAAGAGCUCUUGGGGUUAUCUAUAUAGAUAAAAUGAGAGAAGUUGUGUUAUAUGAAUUUAGGGAGCUAGGUAGCAGUUUAAAGAACAACAAGAUAUUCAAGGUCAUAAUAUCUGGGUUAUUUCCGGUGCCAUAUGCUAGGGAGCAUUGGAAUAAGAUGAACCCCUGGCAGAAGAGGCAGUGCAAGUGGGAAAGCUUUAGAUUUCUGGAUCAUUAGAACCAUUUCUGGAGAAGGUGAGGCCUGUAAAGGACCAGCAGAUUGCAUUGGAAUCAUAGUGAGUCACAACCUUUUAGGGAGGUUUGUUGGUAUAGUA
Hypanus sabinus (Atlantic stingray) is the source of this 6375-nucleotide messenger RNA. RefSeq names its product ligand of numb-protein X 2a (gene lnx2a). Gene Ontology annotation, molecular function: protein binding; ubiquitin-protein transferase activity. NCBI's taxonomy places the organism in Eukaryota, Metazoa, Chordata, Chondrichthyes, Myliobatiformes, Dasyatidae. The transcript is spliced from 10 exons. The coding region runs from base 244 to 2328 and encodes 694 amino acids. The record is from RefSeq and is a predicted model, not a curated record.